Lucilia cuprina (Australian sheep blowfly) is the source of this 3412-nucleotide messenger RNA. RefSeq lists its product as uncharacterized. The transcript has 3 exons. The coding region runs from base 1 to 2760 and encodes 919 amino acids. The record is from RefSeq and is a predicted model, not a curated record. Gene Ontology annotation, biological process: regulation of transcription by RNA polymerase II. Gene Ontology annotation, molecular function: RNA polymerase II transcription regulatory region sequence-specific DNA binding; DNA-binding transcription factor activity, RNA polymerase II-specific. NCBI's taxonomy places the organism in Eukaryota, Metazoa, Arthropoda, Insecta, Diptera, Calliphoridae. Gene Ontology annotation, cellular component: nucleus.
AUGAUUAACAGUGUCAAUGCUUUGGAAUUGUUAAAACCAAAGUUAAUAACAAUGGACAAAUUUAAUACAACUACAACCACAAAAUUACUUCCAACAUCUUCGCUUUCACAAACGAGAACAUUUGUAACAAUUAGUGGUCAUCAUCAUCAUCAUCCAGAAAAGCAACAACAACUUUUAUUUAAUGAUGAUAUUAAACACCAGGAACGUGUUAGAGUACAACAUUUAGAAAAUCAUACAAAGUUACAAAAUAAUAAAUGUUGGAAUAAUUUUCGUACCUUAUACAAUAAUAUAAGUGCCUCCUCCGCCACAUCCUCCUCAGGUGUUAAGAAAGAUAACGAUAAUGAAAUAGAUGUUGUAAAUGUUGAACAUUUAUCCCCAACAACACAAAAUAAUAUACAAACUAAAAGUGCCUUUAAUUUAGAAAUAAAUAAUAAGAUAUGUUACAAUAACAACAACAAUAAUAAUAGUAUUUGUGGCAAUAAUAAUAAUAAUAUUAAAAUAAAAUCUACAAAUAUCGUUGGUAGCAAUAAUAAUCAGUUAUAUUGCAAACAACUUAAUAAUAAUAAAUAUGGCCUUAUAAAUAAACAAUCUUCACCGCCAACAACAACAACAAUGAUUGUAAUGACACCAACUGAAACACAAGCAUCACUCAACAACAACAACACCCAACGUACUGAAGAUCAAAAUAAUGCUUAUCGUCAUAUUGAAAGUGUCCAUAAUUAUGCUAAAUCAAAAUCCUAUGAAGAUGACGAUGAAGACAAUAAGUCACCUAAUGGUAGUCGUCAUAGCAGUUAUUUGGACGAUGAUGAAGAGGACGAAGAAGAUGAUGACGAGGAAGAUAAUAAUGAUGACGAUAUUGACGCAGUAUAUGGUAAUGAGGAUGAAAUGAAUAUUGAAGAAUUUCCCCAUGAUUUGGAUGAUGCUGCUGACUAUGAAGAUAUUUUCAAUAGAAGAAGAUAUAAAAGAUUACAAAAAUUGUCGACUUCAUCUGAUGGUGCUGUAACAUCUAAAAACAAUAGAUUGUGCAAUAUUAGAGUAGGAAAUUCGACUAAUUUUGUAAAUGUUUUAAAAGACCAGAAAAUUCGUGAUACUGUUAAGAAAAAUGACAAUAAAAAGAAUGUUGAUAACGAUGAUGAGGAUGUUCACAUAGAUGUUGAUGUUGAAACUGUAGAAUCGCAGACAUCGCCCAACCUACCCAUCGUGGACAGAAAUACUUCUUCAACUAUAGUUAAUAGCAUUGGUGAGGAAUCAGCUGCUGCUGACUGUGCUAAACCUGAUCAUCAUGCUCGUCGUCCUAUGAAUGCGUUUUUAAUAUUUUGUAAACGUCAUCGUGCUAUUGUUAAGGAUCGUUAUAAAAACUUGGAAAAUAGAGCAAUAACCAAAAUAUUAGGAGACUGGUGGGCCUCAUUGGAAGCAAAUGAUAAAAAAUGUUUUACAAAUCUAGCUCAACAGAACAAAGAUGCCUUCUUUUCAGCAAAUCCCAAUUUUAAAUGGUACAAACUACCAGCACCACCUCUACGUACUCUAACAACACGUCCAGCCAAUGCGUUUGGCCAAGAGUAUCAAGAAGAUAACAACGAAGCCGCUCUCGAAGUUAUAAGCAAUAAUACACGUAGCUGUAACAGCAGCAACAAUCAUGGUAACUACUUUAAACUAGCCGACGAAGCACAAAUGGGUGAUUUAAGUCAAUUAAUGCAAGAUAAAUCAAAGUCCAAUAACACCAAAAAAUCUGCUGAUUUACAGCAAGCUUUAGGCGAAACAUCACAAUUUAUGAGUGCUCACAUAACAGGAAAUACUGAGGGCCUUGAAGACAAUCCCUUGAAAAGGCGUUAUCACAAUGAGAACAGUUUUUCGAGCAAUAGUAGUGAAGAUGAUAACUUAGAGCCCAAAAAGAAAAGCGCAAGAUCUUGUAAGGGUAAAAGAUAUCAAGAAUUAAUAAAUUCUGGACAAAUAGCUACAGCAGUAAAGAAAUCAAAAUCCUCCAUGCGUUUAUCUGGUUGUGGAGUUGAUAAUGCAGAAAUGGUUGUAAAGCAAAAUUUCGCAAACGUAAGUAGUUGCCAUAGUCCUCUAAAUAACAAUAAUAAUAUUGUCUGCCAAAAGCGUUCUAUAUCUGAAACGGAAAAUAUAUUAUCAUAUGAUUUGAGUGGUUUUGAUUUAGAGGAAAGAAUCAAAGAAUUACCCGCUUUAAAUUUGGAUGAUUAUUUGCAACGCAAACGUAAUACAAAAAAGAAAAAGAAAUUUUCUACCAAUGGUAAAAAAAGAGGACAACGUGGCAACACUAACAAUGAAAUGAAAACAACACAAGCUGUUGCUGCUGCUGCUGCUGCUGCAAAUCAAAUUGCUAAACAACAACAAAUUGCCACUGCAGCAGUGGGCAGUCAAAAACGUAAGGCUCGUAAGGAAAGCAUAACACGUCGUGAUGUUUCGGCCAUAGAAGAAGAAGUAACCUCAUUGUUACCUCUAACUAUAAAUGGUUGUUGUUAUUUUCAAGAAGCGCCCACAACUAUGAAAUACAUUAAAGAAAUGGAAAAAGACAACACAACAGCACAACAAUCACUUAAUGUUUCAACAUCACCAAUCAUUCCUUUACAACAAUUCAACAACAACAACAACUCUUCAUCAUCAGUAUCUGUUGAUAUUUUUAAUAAUAUUAACACUAGUAACAACAACAACACUUUAAAUGACAAUAUAUCGUCGUCUACCUCAGAUUUACUCAUACUGGCCGAAGUAGCUGCCAAUCGCACUGAACUAAAGCAUUAAUGUGUUUAAUAUUAAAACUAAACUAAACUAUAUUAUAUCUACCAAUCAUCAUCAUUCACUCAUAUUUUUAGUGCAAGUAUUUAUUACUUGUACAUUUUUAAUAUGAUUAUUAUGUUGGUUAAUUUAAAUUUUAAUAUUGAUAUUUAUUUAAUUCUAAUUCUAGUUAAAUAUGUGUGUUAACUAAUUUAAUAUCAUAAUUUUAUUUACAUUUAUAGAAUGUGCAAUAAUUUGUUAAUUUCUUCUUUUUUUCCAAAUGUUUUGUUUAAUAAGUAAUUGCAAGAAACGAGUUGUCAGAUGUAUGGUUAAUAAUUGAAUUUGAAAAAAUCAACUCCUAAGGGCGUUACUCUGUAAAAUGACCCCUAUUCUGCAUUCGAAAAAAGUUAUUCUAACAAAAAACUGAAUCGUAAGAAAAAGAAGAAGCAAUUCCAUUUUGCUUUACGAAUGUGUGUAUUCUGCAUUACGAUCGUACCUACGUUUUGUAAUUUGUUGUUUAUGUGCCGGAUAGUCGAAUCGAAAUGCAGAAUAUCAAAGUUGCCAAACGGUGAAAAUUUCGAUUUGAAUUGAAAUGCAGAAUAGGGGCUAAUAUCUAUAUAGAAUUAAGAAAACAGCAUUGAAACUCGUUUCUUAACAUCACAAAAAAAAACAAAAACAA